Molecule: messenger RNA, 1659 nt
Organism: Pundamilia nyererei
Lineage: Eukaryota; Metazoa; Chordata; Actinopteri; Cichliformes; Cichlidae
Product: E3 ubiquitin-protein ligase RNF180-like
Exons: 6
Coding region: 1-1056 (351 amino acids)
Biological process (GO): positive regulation of proteasomal ubiquitin-dependent protein catabolic process; serotonin metabolic process; protein polyubiquitination
Cellular component (GO): endoplasmic reticulum membrane
Molecular function (GO): ubiquitin protein ligase activity; ubiquitin conjugating enzyme binding
Source: RefSeq, a predicted model, not a curated record
AUGCGACUGGAGAGGUUCUACUCUGCAGAGCGCAUGGCACGGGAACACCAAGAGCGCAUAGCGGUCAGCUGGUCUGCCGAGAAGUGCAGAGAGGCUACCCAGUGGACUGCUGGAAAACUGAACUGCCAGAAUUGUAGAGCUCGCCUGGGAGGCUUCAACUUCAUUAAUCGCAGUCAGUGUCCCUGUGGCACUGACACCUCCAUUCACUUCAGCAAAAGCCGCCUGGAUUACGACCACAAGCACUCCAUCCUGAUGGGCCAGCCUUUAAGGUCGAGGCUCAACAGGGGACAGAUGGACAUUUCUCAGAAUCAUGAGGAGAGGGCUGAGUUUAGCACGACUACACUGGAUAGAUUUCGGGAUUUUAACUGCUGCUACAAUCCUCAAACCUCUGUGGGCUCCCCACCCUCAAACAGCCUUAGCAAAAAAGAGAAGAACCAUAUGAAGAGUGUGAGACGGAAACAAAGGAGGAGAGAGAGAUGGCUGCAACACCAGAAGGAGAAAGCACUGGCUGAACGUGUGAGAGUUUUGCUGCUGGAUGAUAAUGAUGAUGAUGAUGAGGAGGAGGAGGAGGAGGAGGAGCACCAGGAGAACAGGGAGAACCUCACUUGUGCUGUCUGUCUGGAUGUCUACUUCAGUCCUCACAGAAGUCAGGCCUGUGGUCAUGUCUUCUGUGAGCCAUGUCUUCGCGCACACGCCAUGAACAGUGGAAAUGACAAGACCACCUGCCCUCUCUGCCGGGAUGUCAUCUUAUACACCAACUUACAAACUGAGCUCGAUCAAAGGGCAAAAACCUUUUUCCCAAAACUUUACAAGGCUCGCAAGUGUGAAUUUGAGGCUUCGCCGUGUGCAUCAUGGCCUCUGCCUGAAGGUAUCAGAGACGAAGAUUUUCCCGUGCUUCAUUUUUACGGAGUGCAAUUGGGCCACAUUUUGUUAAAGAUAUUUUUUGUCAUGAGCUGCAUCCUGUGCUGUGUCCUGGUUCUAGUGUUCCUCUGUUUUAUCCUAUUCUUCUACUGUUUUAGACCUUAUGGUCUAAUUGCAUCAUUUCUUCCAGAUUAGGCCUACUGAAUCGCAUGUCGGAUGUUAAUAGAGUCCGGGAAUACCUCUGAAACAACAGAGGGCAUGUGAGACAUUUGCAGAAAUUGUUGAGAAAAGUUUAUAGUAUUGAGUGUGAUUGGGGUUUAAUAACUACCUAAUUACUUGAAAAAUCUUCAGUCUGAUGAUUUUUGUCCUGCUAACAUAACAAAGCACAGAACUGCAAAACUGAGCUUCUUGUGUCGUGUUCACUAAGGUCACUUGACAGCAAUUUGAAUUUUGAAUGCCAUAUUUCUUAAAUUCAAAGGUGCCAAGCUUUGAGGCAUCACCUGACAACGACCGUAUCAGUGUUUUUAUUUUUUUCAAUCAUCUGCUGAAAACUGUUUCAUAGGUCUUUAAUUUCUGUCCGUCAUGUUUCACAACGUAUGGAUGUGAAAAAAAUUGAAUGUAAGUACAUAUCCUUGACUUAUGUACACUUUAUCCAAACUGUGAAGCACUUUGUGUUUUCAAAAGUGCCAUCCAAAGAUCUUGCUGCUGUUCCAUUUUCUGUAUCAAAUGUACAGAGACACGCUGCUUCUGUGAAAUGUAAUCCAUACCAGGAGUCUCAAUAAAGGUUAGCUGCCUGAU